AGCUUCCGCAGGUUCACAGCCUUAUACCCUGCCUUCCACAGGCUAGAAGCUCUGUCCGGACACUGAAAAGGAUGGCUGAGCCUCCCCAGUCAUGUGACUGCUUUGUGUCUUUGCCUCCUGGAUCCAAAGAGGAUCAUGUGAUAUUUGGUAAGAAUUCUGAUCGCCCACGAGAGGAGGUGCAGGAGGUUGUUUACUACCCCGCCUCCUCCCAUCCCUCUGGAGCUCAGGUGGAGUGUACAUACAUCUCUAUCCCCCAAGUGGAACACACGCAUGCCGUGGUUCUGAGUCGACCCGCUUGGCUGUGGGGGGCAGAGAUGGGAGCCAAUGAGCACGGAGUCUGUAUUGGAAAUGAGGCGGUUUGGACCCGAGAGCCUGUCAGCCCGGGCGAGGCCCUGCUGGGGAUGGAUUUGGUCCGUUUGGGGCUGGAGAGGGGGGACAGUGCAUGGACUGCCCUGAACGUCAUUACGGAGCUGCUCCAGCAGCAUGGACAGGGAGGGGCCUGCAGGGAGGACCCUGAACCCUUCAGUUACCACAACACCUUCCUGCUGGUGGACCGGAGAGAGGCCUGGGUUCUGGAGACGGCCGGGAAACUGUGGGCGGCCCAGAAAAUCACGGAGGGAGUGAAGAACAUCUCUAAUCAGCUGACGAUAGGCGCGGACAUCUCUGCCGAGCACCCGGAGCUGCGCAGCGUGGCCCAGGCCCGGGGCUGGUGGAGCGGAGAGGGGGAGUUCAGCUUCACCGCCGCCCUCAGUCCUGACCAGCCCCCCGCCCGCAUGGAACUGGCCAAGCAGCGCUACAGGGGGGGCACCGCCCUGCUCCGCCAGCACGACGGCUCUGUGACAGCAGAGGUGAUGAUGGGCAUCUUGAGGGACAAGGACAGUGGGAUCUGCAUGGAUUCCGGAGGUUUCCGCACCACGGGCAGCAUGGUGUCCAUUCUCCCGCGAGACCCCACUCGGCCCUGUGUACACUUCUUCACUGCCACCCCGGACCCCUCCAGGUCUGUCUUCAAACCUUUCAUUUUUUCGGAGUGCGUGAGUCCAGUCGCCAUGGUAAUAUCCCCACAGUAUGGUCCUGAUGAUCCGGUGCGGAAGCAGCCACGGUUCCAGCACAAAGUGGAUCGGCAGCAUGAUCUGUACCGAGCACACCAGGCCGCGGUGAAGAGCAUGGAGUCGGACCCGGAUGUGGGAGCCUCUCUCCAGGAGAUCAUGAGGUAUCUGGAGUCUCAGUGUCUUCAGGACAUUGAGGCAAUGCUGAGAGGAGACCUGCAGGGACAGGAACUUGGAGACCUGUUCUUUGACUGUGUAGACACAGAGCUGAAGUUCUACCAGUGAGCUAGAUUAGGGCACCUGUGAUGAGCGCUAGCACUUGCUGACCUGCUGGAGGGGAGCCGGCCCGUGUGUUGGAUCUGUCCCGUCUCUCCGAGGUCCCGGUCACCACGCAGCACAUGUCCUGCCCAUGCAACACUAACUGUAACUGUGUAAACUAGAUGUCUUAUCUGAAUGAGAAUGGAGCACCAUAAUCAUGUGUAAUUGUUGCACAAGGUCGUACCUGCACCAUCCCGAUGAGUAUGUGAUAGAGAACUGAAGCUGUGAACAUACUGUGUGUAUCGCCGUGUGAGAACAUUAGUGAAACAUUCUAAGCAUUCCUGUAAGUGCAUGGGGGCCCAGCUGCCUGGCUGGCUCCCGAUAGACUAAGUCAAUAAAAGUAUAAAC
Chanos chanos (milkfish) is the source of this 1712-nucleotide messenger RNA. It is a transcript of the gene scrn2, whose product is annotated as secernin 2. The transcript has 9 exons. The record is from RefSeq and is a predicted model, not a curated record. Gene Ontology annotation, molecular function: cysteine-type exopeptidase activity; dipeptidase activity. The coding region runs from base 72 to 1331 and encodes 419 amino acids. Gene Ontology annotation, biological process: proteolysis. NCBI's taxonomy places the organism in Eukaryota, Metazoa, Chordata, Actinopteri, Gonorynchiformes, Chanidae.